CUACAAAAGUGCAAAACAAACUGCUGCAAUUUUUUAAUAUAAUUUCUCUUGCUUGGCGCGAAUUUUGCUGAAAAGAAAUGAAUGGAACGCGAAAAAUAAAGUCGCUUAAGACAAUACGAAUGGGCGACGUAUUGUACGAUGAGCAAAAACGCCUUAUGAUACUUUGCCGCGGCUGCGAACGAAAUUUUAUGACGUUCCAAUCGUUCCAAAAUCAUCUUAAGGAUUGCUCGGCACUAAAAUAUAUAUUAAAGCCGGCCGAUAAGUUAACAUACGACGAGUCUAAGCGGGAAAAGAGGCUGGUAAAUAGUCGACAAGAGAAUCCCAAUAAAAACCUCCACUCUUGGCAGCUCCACAUCUACGACCUUGAGGCGGUGAGGAAUUCUAAUAAUGCUAGCAGUGCAAUUGACUGGGAGGCGGAGCUGGAGGAUCCACGCUGGUACACUGACCCUAAACCCACAGUACAAGCCAUCCCGAAAGCCAAAUCCAAAGAAAAUAUCGUAAAGGAGUUUUUGGUUCAGCUGAGCGAUGAAUCACCUGAAACUGAAGGAGUGCCUGCAAAACGGCUGCGUAGUCACAACACCACCCGCCGUCCCAUCCUGACUACCCAGCAGCAACGAAGGACACGUAGCAGCCUUUCUUUGCCUCAGAAUCCCACGGCUAAGACGAAAAAGGACACUAUUUUAGUUCCUAAUGUGCUGGAUGAGCUAAAGCGCCUGGAGGCGUCAACCAAAAAGGAGAAGAAUCCACUUAUAGAACCAGAAAAAUCAUCUCGUUUGCCACCUUCUUGGACAUCGCAACUACCUCCUCAACCGCCAUAUCAGAAACCUUCACCCAGGCUAUCUGAGAUGCAAGCUCCACGAAGAACAUCUGAGCAACAAGCUCCAUCUAGAACAUCAGAAAAGCCAGAACCUCCUAUAGAAACCAAAGUGACUCCUCUGUUUGAGGACUCAUCCAUAGAUGGCACCCAGAAAAUCCUCAAUAAAUUGAGAGCUUGCGGUGUCGAGGUUAAACGGGGAAAUACACGCAUGAAUCCCACUCCCCCAAACGAACUAAGUCCAGUCAAAAACCAACAGACCCUGGAUAUUAUGCGAAAACUGCAAUCCAAGGGUAUUAGAUGCACCAAAGUUAAAAAAUCGUAGUGCUGAUAGAUGUAAUUGCUUAGCUUAAAUAAUGGUUUUACAAUUAAAAUUGCACAAGAGGCAAAACUAAUAUUA
This is a messenger RNA of Drosophila eugracilis, 1214 nucleotides long. Its product is annotated as sterile alpha motif domain-containing protein 15. The record is from RefSeq and is a predicted model, not a curated record. The transcript has 2 exons. NCBI's taxonomy places the organism in Eukaryota, Metazoa, Arthropoda, Insecta, Diptera, Drosophilidae. Bases 78 to 1139 code for a protein of 353 amino acids.